Acomys russatus (golden spiny mouse) is the source of this 4322-nucleotide messenger RNA. It is a transcript of the gene Pcare, whose product is annotated as photoreceptor cilium actin regulator. The transcript has 2 exons. Gene Ontology annotation, cellular component: photoreceptor inner segment; photoreceptor outer segment. Gene Ontology annotation, biological process: photoreceptor cell outer segment organization; protein localization to photoreceptor outer segment. The record is from RefSeq and is a predicted model, not a curated record. The coding region runs from base 468 to 4322 and encodes 1284 amino acids. NCBI's taxonomy places the organism in Eukaryota, Metazoa, Chordata, Mammalia, Rodentia, Muridae.
UCACUUCCCUCCCACAAUGUUUUCCAGAGCCUUUUGCAAUUACGGCUCAUUUCUCUAGGUUUCCUACGGCAGGCAUCUGAACAGAAUUAAAGUGCAAGCACGUGCCAAAAUAAUCUGUUCCCAAGAUAGUAAAUGCCGGGAAGUUCUAUAUUAGAACACGCCGAGUGCUGACUGGCUGGGGCGUGAUUAACCUAAUAAGCUUAAAGCUCCGCUUGCCAUCCACAUCUGUCAGGACGUGAGGAAAACACGGACGGGUCCAUAAUCCAUGAGCCUGGGGCCCCUCGGACUGUCCCGCUCCUCGAUAACAGCAGAGGAUUCAAAAGUUAGGGUGACAGGCAUGGGCUGCAAGUCUAGGAGUUUGUACCAUGGACUCCCAAUCUGGUCUGGAGUUGCCCAGAUAGACUAGCCAGAGAGCCCAAGGAUUCUCCAAAGACUGUCCAGGUAGAAGAUGGUGACAAGUUGAAACCAUGGGGUGCACACCAUCACACAAUGCCAUUGUCCACAGUGUUGCCAAGAGCGGCAUCCAGUUCUUUAAGAAGCCCAAGGCGGUUUUGCCAGGUUGUCAGCGGGGCAGCCAAAAAUGUUCCAUUCCUUUGCUGGUUCAAAGUUCUACCUUCUGUGACCCUGGUGGGGAGCUGCACCUGGAAGAGAAGCUGCCAGAGGAGAUGACAACUUCCAAGAAGCUCCAAACCAUGGCUGAAGGUCUUUGUCAGCUCACAAAAGAUAAGAAAGGACUGGUUCCAGAAAGCCAAGCCUUCCAGAUGAACGAAUCUCAAAGCCACAAGGCUACAGGCAUUUCAUUCAAGACAGAAGGCUGCCACGGGCUACAAGAAGGAGAUUUUUCUGGGAAAGAGAGUAAGGAAAACAUUCGCCAGGAGACCUCAAAAGGGGACAGCAAGCCAGUGUGCCAUCAUCAGUCAGACAACCAGGGCCACUGCUCUCGCACCACUCCUGGGUCAAAAGGCAAAGUGGACUUUCCUGAGCCCCUGGUAAAGGCCCACCAGCAUGCUUAUGCCUAUCUGCACACCAGCCUUUCAAGAUAUGAAGCAAUUCUGUGCCUCGUCCAGCAAGCCAGCCAGACCCGGGAGCUGUUGCAGCCCAUGCUUAGCUUCCUGCUGCUGUGCUUCGAGGAGGUCAGCCAGCUUCUGGGAGAAAUCUCCAAAGAUGGAGAAGUGCUUCUCCAGGAAGUUAGAAGGGAUCUGGCAUGGCCUUCGAGGAAAGGUGAGCCUGGGGAACAGCCAGAUCUCCUGCAACAGCUGCUGCGGUACACCGUCAACAAGCUGCUGGUGGUCCACAGCACUGUGGCCGCCCUCACCGGGAGCUUCCUGGAGGGCUCCUGCUGCUACCUCAGUUCCACCGCUGGCCAGCUGGAAGGUAAGCUGAGCACCAAGAGAGGUAUAGAUGAAUGCCUCCUAAGGGCCCUGGGACAACUAGAGAGCCUGACCAGUGGCCAUGGAGACCCCGGGCUGCUGGGUCCACCCUUAUGCUCUGAGGACAGUGGCAUUGGUGCCGACAAUGAGUCUGUGCAGUCCAUGGAGAAGCUGGGCAAGCAAGCCAGCUGGGACUUUGCAGCGGAGCCUGAAGAUGGGAAGUUGGGGACUGUAGCCCAAGUGGAAGCCAGGCCAUCGGGGCAUGCCUGGCAGAAAGGUCCAUACUGGACAGGUUCAGACAGACCCCAGGACUGUCCACUGCCAAGUCCUAGGAUAGCAAAGGUUCAACCUGCAGUACAGGAUGAUGCCAGGAGUUCGGGUGCCUCUGGGACAGGACCAGAAGCAGUCACCUCCAGGCCUCCAGAGGCUGCCAAAAGCAUUCCGUGGGACUCUCUGGGAGUUGAGAUCCCUGUGCAAGCACAUCUUUCUCGAAGCCCCGGGUCAAUGGAUGCUCCAUCCCUGAGUGAAGAUGAGAGCAGCAGCCCAGAGGAGGAAGAUGAAGUUAGCAGCAGGGAUCUGCACGCUGAGCCACAGAAAGCCUCACCUUCAAGACCACGGUCCUCACCUGCCACCCGGGAAAGCCUGUUUCAGCCAUACUCCGGGAAGCUUAGGAGCCCCGAGGCCCAGGAAAUGAUUUUGAAGAUGAAAGAGGCUAUCAGUGAAAGGAUCAAGUUUGUCCCUGUGCCUUCCAGGCCCCAAGACUGGGCUGAGGAGGAGGAGGGGAGAAUAAAGAUCCCUCCGAGACCCAGAUCAGUCAGUGGCAGCAGGAGAGCCCCUGAGAGACAAAGGAGGUCACAGUCAGAGGGAUGUCUUAAGGGCCAUGUGGAAGACCCCACCCUCCAGGAGCUGAGGAGGGUCCAGACAGACCUCAGUAAGAGGCUAGAGAUAUUUUAUGCCCUGGGUGUCACGCGGCAGGGGCAGAGCAGGGAGCAACAUCUGCGAUGCAAGGCAUCAGUGCUGUGGUCCCCCACCAACUGCAGGGUGGGCCCCAGUAGUACCAUCAGCAAGUUCAAGGCCUCCCUCACCAAAAACUUCAGCAUUUUGCCCAAUCAGGACAAGAGCAUCUUGCAAAGGAGUAGUGCCCACUGUGACACUGACCAGCCCUGCCAGGGGAAGCCUGAGAAGCUGCCAAACGCUGUCUUUUGCUGUGAGAAGGACAGUAAGGCUCCCAGGGACACUGAAUGGGACAUCAGGGCCCGUCCCACCAGAACAUCAGUCAAGAGGCUAAUUGAAACCUUUAGUCCCACUGAGAGUCUGAGGAUGCCAGGGGACUCCAGGAACUUGGGGUCAAGCCCCUGCCUCAAGAAGUGGGGGGUUCCUGCCAUGCCUCCCAGAUUUCCUAUAUACAGAGGGCUAGCCCCUCUGUAUCCAAAGCCCCAAAUUUCUCCAGCUCUCAAGGGGAGCACAGGCUGGAGGCCUUCCGCACCCGUUCCCUGUCUUCCUACCGCAGAAGCGUCCAAGAGUGAAGACAGAAACUGUGAGGCAGAGGAGGCCCUCGAGAAUCUCCCUCCACCACCUCUCGAAGUCCUGCUGGACAAGUCUUUCACUGCCCUGGAGCACCAAGACAGCAACCAGCCAGCAGGGAGCUCCCUGGACGAGACCCUGGGGCCAGAGCUGCGAGGGGCCAGCCAUCCAAGAAGAACAUGGAUUUCCUCCAAGCUGAGAGCCUCCAUGAGCCCCAUGGACUUACUCCCCAGCAAAGGAACUGGCAGUUCCCCAAGGCUGCACAGCACCGCCGCCGUACCAGGGAGCACCAGGAACAUGGGCAGUUCCAGAAAGCUGACCUUGGACCUGAACUCCCAGCAAAGAGCUAGCCCAAGCCCAGAGGCUGAGGGUGGGGCUCCGACUCAGGCACAAGCAGAGAAUGCUGCAGGCCUAGCCAAGCAUCACCAGAAGGCAAUUACCUGGCACCACACCAACCCAGCCUCUGAGCAAAGCAGGACCUUGGAACCCAGCCUGGCCAGACCUUCACGAGGUCCACACUCUUCAGCAGCUGCCAGGAAAGGUCCCGAGAGAAGCCCUCCAGGAGUCAGAAAGGCCUGUCCCCCAAGGGCACAGUGGGCAUCCCAAGGGGACAGGAGGCUGCAAAGCCUGCCCUCCUCUCCUGGACUGCCCCGGCCAGGCCUCCCUGCUGUUGUCAGCUCCCCCAGCCCCCCUCUGAGCCCCGGAACACUGAGCCCACCAGCCACAAGGAAACCAACUUCCCCACCAUGCCAGCACCCUGAACCCAACUCAGCCCCAGGGAGCCCUCCUGCCCAGUGGACAGAAAGAAGCAACCCUUCUUCUGUGUCCCCUUCUUCAGCCUCAGUGUCUCCCUCUCGGGGGUCCAAGGAGACCAGUCACUCUGAGGACAGUGAAGCUACCACAGCCAAAGCAUCCAGGAACACGUGUUCCGUAUUCUGCCCGGCCACCUCCUCUCUGUUUGAAGCUAAACCGUCAUUCUCAGCAUCCCAACCACGGACACAGCCAGAACCCAGGGGCCCUUUGAGGAUCCCAACGGGAGGCUGGAGGGGCAGCUCAGGGCCUCGACUGAGGUCGGAUUCACAGAGGAGAGCGGCUCUGAGCUCGCUCAAUCCCUUGCCUUUUGUCAGAAGGACAGCUUCAGACUGCCAGCGCCAGCAGGGCUACUCACUUCAGCUGCCGGGCUCCUCUUGGGAAUCCCAUCCCUGCCAAAGCAGCGGCAGCAGCAGCAGCAGUGAGGAGAGCCCCAAGCACGAGCUCCCAUCUUGGAACAACUCUCAUGUCCCAGAGCUGCAGGGCAGUGGCACCAAGUGGGCAUCCCCUCUGGAACUCUGUGUUCUGGGCCAUGGGCUGCAACCAGAAGCCCGUAUGACCCGAAACCAGGACAGAUCUCAGCCAGAGUCAGGGCCCCAGCACAAAGAAGUGGCGUGA